ACUGGAUUGAGUCGCGCUCUUUGGGAUUGCGAGGAGCUGCGGUUGCGGUCGGUCACCUCGGCGCUAACGAGUCUGAGGUGAUUAAAAAUGUCCAAUUAAAACAACAACCUUCUCUUCUAACUAUGUGACAAGCGGCUAUUUUCAAUCUGUAACGCGUCAGGACCGUUUACGUUUGGAAUGCCCAAUUCCCAAUGUGAUCUAAGUCCUCGUGGUGACAUAAUAUCUCGCCUCAAUCCGGGUGGCGGAGGACGAAUCUCAGUUGCCUCCACGUCUGAGACCGUCAAUCUGUGCAUCUUAUCACGUGGCUUGUUGAGCGCGCUAUCGCGGAGACAUAGCGCGUGUGGAGGCUUCACGCUAUUCUCCGUGGCAUCCACGCACAACUCACCACGCACCCCACCGAGAGCGAGAACCACACAUUAUAGCAACCACAAGGAGGUUACCCCAUGUGACUGUACCUUCCCCUAGGAACCGGGCCAAUUUGGUUGUCACUCAGCAUGCCCUGGAUUCGAACUCGCGACUCCAGCGGUGAACACUUCCAGAAUUAGUCAAAGGGAGCAUUUUCAAGCCUCCGGAGCACAGUUUUGAUUGAAAAGCCCAUUCCAAAUCUGUGUCUGAGCAUCAUUCUGCUUGCACGUAUAGAUAGAUAGAUUCAAAUGGCUUGCUGUCUAAAGGACGAGCUCUUGUGUUCCAUUUGUCUGAGCAUUUAUCAAGACCCGGUCAGUUUCGGCUGCGAGCACUACUUCUGUCGUAAGUGCAUUACUGAGCACUGGAGCAGGCAGGAGCAUCACAGGACACGAGACUGCCCCGAGUGCAGGAGGACCUUCACGGAUCCACUGCUGUCCCCCAGCCUAAAGCUCUCCAACAUCGUGGAGAGGUACGCCGCAUUCCCUCUGGAUGCCAUCCUCAACGCCCAGAGAAACUCGUACCCGUGCAAGGACCAUGAAAAGGUUAAGCUCUUCUGCUUAAGUGACAAGAGUUUGGUGUGCUUCUUCUGUGAUGAACCUGCCUUACAUGAACAGCACCAAGUGACCACCGUUGACGAGGCCUAUGAGGAAAUACAGAGGGAGAUGAAGGAGCAGCUGGCAACUCUACAGGACAGCGAGAAGGGUCACACCGAGGCUUUACAACUACUUCAGAGGCAGCUUACUGAAACAAAGUCAUCAGCGAAGAGCCUUCGUGCCACAAUCGGAGAUGCGUUUGAGCGACUGCAUCGUUUCCUGCGGGAACGACAGAAGAGCAUGUUGGAGGAACUGGAGGCUGACACAGCUCGCACACUCACCGAUAUCGAACAUAAGAUCCAGCGCUACAGCCAGCAGCUCCGUGACGUCAAGGAAGGAAUCCAGAUCCUUCAAGAACGUUUGAGUGAAACCAGCCGUCAUGAAUUCUUGGAAGGAAUAGCCCUCACCGCGGACAGGGAGCAAGUGAUUCGUGGAGGGUAUUGCUGGUGGAAGAUACCAAGAAUUAAAGGAAAGAUCCACGAAACAAACCUUACCUAUGAAGACUUCCCAACAUCCAAAUAUAUGGGGCCACUGCAAUAUACCAUUUGGAAGUCUCUCUUUCAGGAUAUCUCACCAGUGCCUGCUGCUUUAACCAUGGACCCCAUCACUGCUCAUCAACGGCUGAUAUUGUCGGACGACUGCACCAUAGUUGCAUAUGGUAACCUGCAUCCACAGCCACUUCAAGAUUCCCCACGCCGGUUUGAUGUGGAAGUAUCCGUGCUAGGAGCUGAAGGUUUCUCCGGUGGUGUCCACUACUGGGAGGUAAUGGUAUCCGAGAAAACCCAGUGGAUGAUCGGUGUGGCCAAUGAGACGGUCAACCGCAAGGGUAGUAUUCAAAUCCAACCAAGUCGAGGCUUUUACUGCAUCGUUAUGCAUGACGGGAAUCAGUACAGCGCAUGCACCGAGCCCUGGACGCGCCUCAACGUAAAGAGCAAGCUUGAGAAGGUGGGCGUCUACUUGGAUUACCCUAAAGGUUUGCUGGUUUUCUACAAUGCCGAUGACAUGUCCUGGCUCUACACGUACCGAGAGAAGUUCCUCGCUAAACUUUUUCCAUACUUCAGCCCUGGUCAAAGUCAUGCGAAUGGAAAGAACGUGCAGCCCUUGCGAAUUAACACAGUACGUUUAUAGGAACUGAGUCAGCAGACUUCGUUCUAAGCAAUUGGAAAAACUAGUAUGUGCGAUAAAGUUUAUUUCUUUCAGCUUGCCGCAAGACACUCGAGGGGUAGCCUACAUGGUACUGAAUAAAGUGAACUGUUUGAUGGAUGUAACGCAAGGCUCAUUGAGUGCCUGGAGUUGGAACUUGAAGAGUACAUAAAAUUGAGAGCCUUGCACUUUUCUAAGUGGCGCCUAUGGGCGAUUUGUACAUUUAGUGUUGUCAGUCAUUUGUAAUCUUGCCAUGGCCUUCUUGCUUGCCCAAGAUUUCCCCAGCUGCGUGCACACAAUACACUGUCUUAGAUCCCCUCAGCCCCUACAGGGUUCAAAUGCUCCCUCUUUUAUGGCUUUAGUCUGGAAAAAAGCUUAUCUGUUGUAAUGACAGAAAUAUGAAAUGUGUUGCCCGUUUUGUUUUGUGCAGUCAACUUUUUGUGCAUUUGUGGAAUGUGUCUGCCGUUGUACCGCUACCCUAUCUGAUAUUUUGACACAUGGUUAAAUCUUGUGCACUGAUAGAGACCAGUGAGCUAGUGCGGUACAAACUUUAUUGCUUUUCCCCCGUUAGGUGCACAAAUGGUGAUUUCGGAAUAUUGCAUUCCUCAAGUCAUGCUUUUCCACGACUGUGACGGUGAUUGAUUUUGCAGUCCUGUUAAGGCUAUGGUUUUUCCUUAUGCCGUUUUGUCUUGUGCACAGUUGAGCACUCAGCCUUUCAAAGUAUACACUUUUGACUGCAAGCCCAAACGGACUUGCUCUAUGCAUACUCUUUAGUACUGACAGCAGCAGGCGCAUGUGCAGAUGAGGUGUACAAAUUGUCUGUUUCUAGUAAAACUAGGCAGCAAUUGCACUGUUCAUGAGACAUAGCUUCACCUGGAAAACCAAAAUGUACUUUGGGCUUUUGUGUAUUUGUGUGCUUGAAUGAUUGUGUUCUCUAUUAGAUCUAUCAAUUUUGAUGACUCCCUCCCUGGCUCUGUUUUACCCCUUUUAGUUGAGAUUCAUGGCAGUGCUAGAGGGGCUUGAAUGCCACUAUUGUGUCUGCUGCUAUAAUGAAAUAGGGGUCAUGACUUUGUGCAUUUGUACAUAUCGUAGGCGAUGGCUACGCCCUUCCUAUACUGGUGAUAAGUGUAUCCCUGCACCCUUCUUGUUUCAUUAGUAUGGUAUUCCUUUUAUUUUUUCAUCCUUUGCUUACUUUCUAAAACAUUCCAAGGUUCAGGGUCUUCUGCUGUCCCGAAGUGUUAAAGAGUACACUGGUUUGUGCACUCCGCCAUCUGUCAACUUUUACACAUCUAAUCAGGUCAUAAUUGUGCAAGAAGGCUGCAAGACUUUUCCAUUUAAAGAGACUAAAUCCAUGCCUCUUGUGUUGAUAAUAUCAGUGGUUUUCAUUUCGCGUGUAAAUAAUUAUCUGUUGAAAUUUCAGGGAGAAGACUGAAGAGCCUUUUUAAAGAAAUAUAACAUUUUUAAAGUGCAAAUAUAGUUUUAAAUGGAAACACUACACUCUUUGAGAACUUUGUAUCAGAAUACACACAUAAAUGUUCCGCGAUUGCCCUGAAUUGAUGUUGCCACUUUUGCCAUGUCAACAUUCGGUGCACUAAUUUUCUCUAAGGCUUGGUUGUGUGACCUGGCCUGACUGUUGUAACACCCUAAAGAGCUAUCACAAACCCCUAGAGUUCCAAGUAAUUAUAACUUUUUUCCAAUGACGUUGCUGCCGCAAUCAAAUUGGUGGGAAAAUUCCACUGAUCUCAUUGGAAAUGAUGGACAGACUUUGAAUCCAUUCCAUAUUUUAUUGUAGUUGAAGUUUUCCACUCCUGUUUAUGAUGUACCUGUGUUCUAUAAUUUUUGGUGUUAAAAGGUAAAGAUGCAACUGGUGUUGUUGGAUGUGUUGGUUAGGACAUUUAUGAAAUAGACCUCAAUGAGGUUGGUAUUACACAAGGUUGCUGCUUGUUAUGUGAUGCAGUCAUAUGAUUAUUAUUAUUGUUAGGUGGUGGUGAUGGGUUCUUUAAGAUAUAUAGUUAUACAUAUACGUAUAGAUUUCUGAGGAUUAUGUUGUUGUUGGUGAUGAUGAUUUGUGUCUUUGGAUGAAAGCUGUUUUGCACCCGUCAUUGUCUAAAUGCACUCUGGUGAGCUCUGCCUGCUAGAGGUUCAUAGAAAAAAUAUUUUAACGUCCAAUUAAAAAAAUGGAAAAACCAAAACAUUUCUGACUCUUCAUUAUGUUUCACUUGGUAAUUGUUUAUAGUCCAGUGCAGGGUCCAAAAUGAUCGCUUGCCAAGUGACAUUUGGCUCUGGCAUGUGAAUAAAACAGUUACUUCUCCAGCUGUAGUUUCAGAGUCUGUGUGAAAUCAUAAUUGACUAUAUUUACUUGCUUUAUGCAUGUUUUUCUUCGUAUUGUGCACAAUUCAUUGGUUCACUUAAUUUCAAAGAAAAUGUCUUUGUAAUCUUUAAUCCAAAUGUAAUAUCUUGCUCCUCCUCUGAAACAACUUACCUUUUCGGUUGAUGUCACCAAGCCCUCUUAUUUUUCAAAAGCCUCACCUUCAACCACAUGGCUUCAUUCAGAUAAUGCCCACUUUACGCAUUCCAAUCAAAAACCAUUCCAAAAAAGUAAGUCCCGCUCUACGUUUAUUUCUCAUUAAAUAUCCUUUUUAAUGUAGAAAAAAGUCAGAUUAUGAAAUUAAAGUGGGUUCCUUUUCUUGUUGACUUUAAAUCGUAACUAUAUCUGUUUUUCUUUUUUUAUUUGAUGUUUAAGUUAAGCAAUGUGAACAAAUCAAAUCAAAGAGAUGCCUAAGGUGUACUAAAGAAAAAUAAGAGACUGUUGCACAUAUUUAAACAACUUUUACCUAAGUAGAAAUUUUACCUUCAGGGGUGUAACUAUUAGGAAGCCAGUUUUUGUUUUCUUCCUUUUUUUGAAAAUGUACACUAAAAAAAUUGCUAAAUCAGCUAAAUACUUCCAUUGCCAUAGGUAGUGUAAAUGUAAUAUUUAUUUAUGUAUUUAUUUUAUUUUAUUUACUGUGGUCCAGUGUGAAGAUUUGUCAACUAAUUUGCAGUUUGCCUGUUACGUUUUUGCUGCAUAUACCCGAUGUUUAUUCUUAAAAGUCAACAUAUUUUUCAUGUGAAAUUCUCAAACAUUUAUCUCUUCACCAUCUUUAGCAAUUUCUAACAGGUGAGACCAUGCAUUUCUCCAAUAUCUCUUUCCAAACAACGUCUAAAGAUGACGCAUCAGAAGACAAAACUUGCCUUUGACGAAUUGCUGCCUCCAUCUGUAAACUAGGUAUCGUCAUUGGCACUUUGUCCAACAGACUGCAGAAAAAUGGCUUGCGUGAUUUGUCUUACAAGGCUCAAUUAAACUCUGGAGACUUGGGACAUUGUUUAUAGAUCUUAUAUUUCGAGAGUGUUUCAUGUUAUUAAAUGAAAGCAAGUAUUACGUUGUUGCCUGCAUUGUUGUUGCAUUCCAAGUGAAAGUGUUGACGGCCAACAUUCUUACUGGAAUAAAAUGAGAUCAUGAAAAUAUGCUGGCAGGUGAGUUGUCCCUCAGGACAAGUUUCCUGUCAAACUUGAAUCUUUGGUUUUUGGAUAUCUCUGCAAUAAAAGGUUCUGUCAUACCCCUGUCUUCAA
Molecule: messenger RNA, 5750 nt
Organism: Myxocyprinus asiaticus (Chinese sucker)
Lineage: Eukaryota; Metazoa; Chordata; Actinopteri; Cypriniformes; Catostomidae
Product: E3 ubiquitin-protein ligase TRIM62-like
Exons: 8
Coding region: 654-2126 (490 amino acids)
Biological process (GO): positive regulation of canonical NF-kappaB signal transduction; innate immune response
Molecular function (GO): zinc ion binding; protein binding
Source: RefSeq, a predicted model, not a curated record